Molecule: messenger RNA, 1518 nt
Organism: Thlaspi arvense
Lineage: Eukaryota; Viridiplantae; Streptophyta; Magnoliopsida; Brassicales; Brassicaceae
Source: the annotation of a GenBank genome assembly
UUCACGUUUCCGGUUAUGGAGUAGUAGAACAAAGCGAUGACGACGAAAGUUUCAGCCUUUUCAGUUAUCAGUUUCGUGCAGAGAUUUAGGAAUCUUGAAAACCUAAUUGAGUUUCCUUUUCUAUUUGAAGCACCUUAUUAAGAAAAUCGAGCUGUGAUCUUCAUCGCUGCCGAUAUUCUAAAUCAGUCAAAUUUUAGGGGAAACGAGAAACCCUAAUCUCUGAAACUCGGUUCUUAAUCGCCAUGGCUAAUAUCUCUUUCAAGUUGGAACACCCACUGGAGAGGAGACAAAUUGAAGCUUCUCGCAUCAGGGAGAAAUACCCAGACAGAGUUCCAGUGAUUGUAGAGAAAGCUGAGAGAAGUGAUGUUCCUAACAUCGACAAGAAAAAGUACCUUGUUCCUGCUGAUCUAACUGUGGGACAAUUUGUGUAUGUUGUUCGCAAAAGAAUCAAGCUGAGUGCUGAAAAGGCAAUCUUUGUCUUUGUGAAGAACACAUUGCCUCCAACUGCUGCUAUGAUGUCUGCAAUCUAUGAAGAGCACAAAGACGAAGAUGGGUUUCUCUACAUGACUUACAGUGGAGAAAACACUUUUGGUUUGGUUUAAAUCUGCCUACUUUGAUGUUUCUUGUACAUAUGGUAUGGUUCUAUAUAACUACGAAUAUGCAAAAGUUCUUUUAUGUUGCUUUGGACUUAUCAUAUGUAAGUUUGGGUUUUACUUAUGGACACGCAAACAUGUGGCACCACCUUUCAGCUAUUGAUUCUCUCCUACUUACCAGUUUGAUCAUAACGAAUAGUUCGGGGUAUUUGUCAAAGUAUUGAUGAAAGUAGUGAACCAUUUGUAAGAAAAUCAUAAAUGCAGUCUUCUAGUAAAAUAGAACAUUUUAUUUUCAGGAGUAAACGAGGAAUUGAGCCAUGUCAUACAUAAAACUAAUAAACUUUCAAUCGUGGGAUGCACCAUAACAUACAUGAAACUCAAUAUAAAAAUAAUACAAUGACAGAUUGAGAUCUUGAGAAGAAACAUAUUUCAAAAAAACAUUGAAGAAAAAAGGUUACAAAGCAUUUUUUUCUUUUCAUUUUGAAGAAUUAGAGUCUUUCUUCUUCUUAGUCACAAGAUUCUUCAUCCACUUGAAACUUAUGAAGUCAACGAUCUUGCCUUUGUUAAUUCCGGAUUUGGUCUUGCCGGACUUCUUACCGCCGGCACCGUUGGUGUUCUCUUCCUCCGGCAUCUCUCCGAUCCCUCCGGUUCCCCAUUGAUCCGCCCAACUUGGUGCUUCACUUGUCAUAUCAGGGUAUCUUUCCGCAAGUUAAAAGGUCUAAAAUCUCUAAAUGUGUGGAGGCUGGAGAGGUCUUCUUUGGAGGAGAAAGACGAUUUUGAUUAGCAAAAUGAGUGAUAAUGCGGAGAAUGAAGAAGACUAGUAAACUAAUAGUAGAUGUGUUGUUCUUAUCUAUAAAAUAUUAUUUGUAAAAAUUUAUUAUUUAGGUUGUCCUUUUUUUUGUCAGGGUUCAAAUCUUUAGAUUUA